This is a messenger RNA of Manihot esculenta (cassava), 602 nucleotides long. Its product is annotated as protein Asterix. The transcript is spliced from 3 exons. The record is from RefSeq and is a predicted model, not a curated record. NCBI's taxonomy places the organism in Eukaryota, Viridiplantae, Streptophyta, Magnoliopsida, Malpighiales, Euphorbiaceae. Gene Ontology annotation, molecular function: protein folding chaperone. Gene Ontology annotation, biological process: protein insertion into ER membrane. The coding region runs from base 93 to 422 and encodes 109 amino acids. Gene Ontology annotation, cellular component: endoplasmic reticulum membrane.
UUAACCAAUUGACCCUCAGAUCAGAUCUAAUCUCUGCUCCUUCACAGUUGUGAAUUGCGAUACAAGCACAGAGAAAGAGAAAGGGAUCGGGCAUGUCGUCGCAUAACAAUUCGGCAUCGUCUGCGAACGAUCCACGCCAGCCAUCGGCGGCGAAGCCUUACUCGCCACCGAUGGUUUUGCCUCAAGAUCUUCCUGUCGAUUACGCUGGUUUCAUCGCCGUUAUUUUCGGAGUUGCUGGCGUCAUGUUUAGGUACAAGCUUUGCUCAUGGCUUGCAAUAAUUUUUUGUGCCCAAUCACUUGUCAACAUGAGAAAUGUCGAGAAUGAUCUGAAACAGGUUUCCAUGGCCUCCAUGUUUGCGAUCAUGGGUUUGGUGACGAACUACUUGGGGCCUGCACGACACAGUCCACAAGCACAGAAGUGAAAUUCCUUCGGUGAGCGAUUAGAAGAGAAAUAGUAAAGUCCCUCUUAUUUGAUGAUGAUUAUUGGUUGUGAUGACUUUAUUGACUAGUGAUUGCUGAUAUUACGAAUUUGGAGUGAACUGUGCACCUACAAUGUUGAAACUCAAUUAGUUAAUAGUAUCUCAUGGUUCGCAAUUUUUCUA